Messenger RNA from Notolabrus celidotus (New Zealand spotty), 1992 nucleotides. RefSeq names its product tachykinin receptor 1a (gene tacr1a). The record is from RefSeq and is a predicted model, not a curated record. Gene Ontology annotation, molecular function: substance P receptor activity. NCBI's taxonomy places the organism in Eukaryota, Metazoa, Chordata, Actinopteri, Labriformes, Labridae. Gene Ontology annotation, biological process: positive regulation of flagellated sperm motility; G protein-coupled receptor signaling pathway. Gene Ontology annotation, cellular component: sperm midpiece; plasma membrane.
CAGCUGCUGUGCCUCCUCUCCUCUCAGUCAGAGCAGAGGAGCAGCAGACGGGCACAGAGCUGCUGAGGGAGAGAGGACAGAGCAGAGAGCAUAGGUACGUUUUGACAAGUGAAAGGAUUGCGGACUUCAUCUUUUACCAAGUUAAUCUUUUUCGUAUUUUCGCACCUUGAUAGGUGUCGAAAUGACUCAAACAGCAAUAUUUAGUCACUGAAUUUUACUCGUCAAACACUGAAUUCCGGAAUUUCAUAUUUCUAAGUCAUCUAGGCAUCAAGUGGGCUUUCUGCAGACCGUGCAUUUCCAACUAAAGAGAAUUCUCUACAUACUUUUGAGUGUUCUUUCAGCAUCCUGCGCUGGGAUCGUCGACUUUAACGCGCAGUGCAAUAAUUGGAUGUAUUCAGUGGCUUGGAGUGACAUCUGAUUUUUUUUGCAUCAGGAUGGAUCCUUUAUUCAACACCACCGGCAUGCCAGGUUUUGCCACCGGCUCCAACGACACUAAAAACGGGACCGGGUACUGGAACCAGUUUGUUCAGCCAGCCUGGAGAAUUGUCCUCUGGGCCAUCGCGUACAGCUGUAUAGUCAUCGUGUCCGUGGUGGGCAAUAUUGUAGUGAUUUGGAUAAUCAUGGCGCAUAAACGCAUGAGGACUGUAACCAACUAUUUUCUGCUGAACCUCGCGUUCGCAGAAGCUUCCAUGUCCGCCUUCAACACGGUGAUCAACUUCACCUACGCCGUGCACAACGAGUGGUACUUCGGACUGGUCUACUGCCGCUUCCACAACUUCUUUCCGAUUGCAGCCGUCUUUGCCAGCAUCUACUCAAUGACUGCCAUCGCCCUGGACAGGUACGUGGCCAUCAUUCACCCUCUGCAGCAGCGCAUGUCGUCCACAGAGACCAAGGUGGUGGUGGGGGUCAUCUGGGUGCUGGCCUUGCUCCUGGCCUUUCCUCAGUACUACUACUCCACCACAGAACAGCAUCCUGACCGCGUGGUGUGCUACAUCAACUGGCCUGAAUUCACCGUGUGUGACUUCAAAAAUAUGUACUAUGUAAGUGUGGCCAUUCUGCUCUACUUCCUCCCUCUGAUGGUGAUGGGUUGGGCUUAUCUAAUGGUGGGACUGACCCUCUGGGCAAGUGAGAUCCCUGGAGACUCUUCUGACCGCUACAGGGAGCAGCUCAAUGCUAAACGCAAGGUGGUGAAAAUGAUGAUCGUGGUAGUUUGCACGUUUGCAGUCUGCUGGCUUCCGUACCACGUCUACUUUCUGCUGCACCAGUUUUUCCCUGAAACGUCUGAAGAAAAGUUCAUCCAACAGAUUUAUCUGGCCAUCAUGUGGCUCGCUAUGAGCUCCACCAUGUACAACCCAAUCAUCUACUGCUGCCUCAAUGACAGGUUUCGUGCUGGUUUUAAACAAGCCUUCCACUAUUGCCCCUGCAUCCCUCGAGGCUCCUAUGAAGGCCUGGAACUAAAAUCCACUCGCUACCUUCAGACCCAGACGAGUGUCUACAGGGCCAGCCGGAUGGAGACCACCGUGUCUACUGUUCUACAGGUUGAAGAGGACAUGGAGCAGCCAAAGGUCAAGGUGACAGGAGGUACAGAGCCUGGUCCACAGAGCUCCUCUCUAGAUCUCACUUCAAACGGGUCGUCAUCCAGGAGUGUCUCCAAAACGGUAUCAGAGCAGUCCAGUUUUUCGAGCAAUAAUCUGCAGGGAUAGACUCAAACAGGUUCUGACAGAACCAGGCAGAGAGGGAGCCGACUGCUGCUUUGUCUUCAUGCAUAGAAAAGUAUAUUGUGAAUUUGUGAGUGCGCUAGUCAGCUCAAUGAUUAUUAAUUAAAAACACCAACACACAUAAAUACAUGAAUAAACACAAGGUACUUUUUUUAAUGUAUAAUAUUUGAUUUUUGACGUGAAUGUUUCUCUUAGAGUUACUGAUUGAGACGCUUCAGACAGGUUUACUUUGUGCCAAUAGAUAAAUAAAUAAUCACAGAGCACGUCAACUUGA